CGGAGGUUGACCAGGCCGACAUCUUUGAUCUGAUAGAGAGAGAAAUUCUGGAGACGGUACUCGAUCAUCCAAUGGACUCAAAAAUGAAUUGUGAACCAAAAAUGAAAUUAUAUCAGGUUUUAUAGGUCCCGCCAAGUCCCGUCCCGCCGGGUCCCGCCUCCGGGAAGGUGACGACCUUGGAGAACACGGUGAACACGGUGCGCGCCAAAAACCAAAACGUUGCUCGCGCCAUGCCGUGUCUUUUUUGGUUCGGGUUUGGAAUCUUUCCAUUGACAUAAGUCAAUUAGUUUUCCAUCUAUGUCCGUAAUCGAAAGGUCCAUGAGGUGUAGAAUUUUUCUAGCUUUCCUCUCGUAUAAUUCUUUUCGACAUACAACAAUUCUUUCUCGAACUUUUAGCUGCUGGAAUACCGGAUUCAUCUUGACCUCAGAUGCACAGAUCAUGCAUCCAUGCAUUGACGUCACAGUACAUCAUUGCAGCACUGAUUUCACUGUGAAGUGUGGAACAUGGGUCAAUGCGCGAUAAAAGGAUGAACGUGAUUUCAGCGGGAAGUGCGCUAAUUGGUCACAUGUUUUCAGCGGGAAGUGCGGUAAGUGGUUAAUUGUUUCCAGCGGGAGAUGAGUGGAUUGGUUAAUUGAAAAACAACCAGUUAUUCCGAAUUCAACUAUUACGAAAACCCUAUAAAAAUAGAUCCUCGGUACCUUGUCAAGCCAUUGUGUGGUUGUCCGCCACCACCCCUGCUCAGGAUGGAACCCCUUCGGAAGAAACCUCGUCAGUCUUUUGAUGUAGUGAGAUCAUCUGAUCUGUUGCAAUUCUUUAGUUAUUGUCCUGAUCAAGAGUUUGCAGAUGUACUAAAGUUUUUCUCUCAUGUUCUACCGUCGCUGGAGCUGCUUCUUGAAGAGAAUAUUGAGCAAUGGGGCCAGUACAAGUGUUCUUUGGUAGUUCAGGUGGUGAUGCAGAAGCUGAAUCCUGCUACAGGACAAAUGGUUUCCAACACAUUCUUCUUCCGAUCGAGUACAACGCUGGUGCUCAACACCAUGGAGCUGAGGGACCUUCUCAGUAGGAUGAUAGCUCAGAUCAACGCUCGUCUUGAUGAUUUCGUUCGUCAUGGAUCAGGUUGGGUAGUUGAACGGAUUUCCUGUUUACACAUCGAAAUGUCACGCUACUGUGUACUUGGAGGAAGUUCGUACAUCCCCUUGCCACCGGAGUUGAAGUCGAAGAAGGCCAUUGUUAACGUGCAGAACACUGACAACAAGUGUUUACUGUAAGUAUAGCAGUGGGGUUUCAGUGUGGUGAUACGGUGUAUGGAUUGAACUGUAUGCCGCCUGUCCAUGUCUUAUGUCAUCCGUACUUUAGAUGGUCAAUACUGGCUGCUAAAUUUUCGGCAGACAAGUCUCAUCCAUGUCGUCAAUCGUCGUACGUAGAACAUGCGGAUACUGUGGAUGUGAGCGGCAUCGAGUUUCCAGCAAAACUGGAAGACAUACCAGUCAUCGAAAGACUGAACGACGGUCUUUACAUCAACGUCUUCGGAUAUGAAGAGAAAGUCAUAUAUCCGUUAAGAAUUUCUCAGCAACCGCAGACCGCCAUCAAUGUAUUGCUCAUCCAAGACGAACGCAAUGACGUGGAGGUGCAGCACUGGGUGUGGAUAAAGUCAUUCAGUCGUCUUGUUGCUACUGGAGCACGUCGAGCACAUUUUGUCUGCUUCAGAUGUCUCUCAACACACGUCACGGAGAAGGCAUUGAAUAAUCAUAUGAUGUACUGCAGUGAACAUCCUGAAGCUACGGUGGAGAUGCCAAAGGCUGGCGAUAGAGUGAUGUUCAGGAAUGUGAACAAGCAGCUUCAAGCCCCAUUUGUGAUCUAUGCCGAUUGUGAGGCUUUCAUAGAACCUCUGUCCGCUGACAAUAAAAUCGGUCAUUCGACAUUCCAAAAGAACAAGCAUGUAGCCUGUUCCUGUUCGUACAUUGUAGUACGAUCUGAUGGCGUCGUCACGAACCGUUUCUUCUACCGUGGAGAAGAUUCUAUGUUCUGUUUUCUGCUGUCACUUGAGCAAGAGGAGGAGACUAUCCGUGAUGAGCUUCUAGCAUGUAAUGCUGGUCAAAUGAUCAUUUCAGAAAGUCAGCAACGUGAAUUUGAAACGGUAGUCUCCUGUUGGAUCUGUGGUGAAGCGUUGGGUAGCGAUCGUGUACGUGACCACUGUCACAUCACCGGUGCUUAUCGUGGUGCAGCACACAACCAUUGUAACCUGAACAUGCGGAUUGAGCCAUUAAAGAUUAAGAUUCCUGUGAUCUUUCAUAACUUGAAGGGAUACGAUUCUCAUCACAUCAUAUCUGCCAUUGGGAGAACGUCCAUUGAUGAGAUUACGUAUGUGAACAAGAAAGGACAAGAACGGGUACGUUACAUACGCGUGGUGUGUGUGUGUGUGUGUGUACAGCGUCUCGGUGCUAUCAACGUGAUUCCCAUCAACAGUGAAAAAUAUGUCACAUUCGGAUGGAGACAGUUCCAGUUCAUCGACAGCCUGGCAUUCUUGAACACCUCCCUAGACCGGUUGGUUUCGGCUACACCACCAGAUGCAUUCGCCCUUCUAUCCGCACGAUUUCCAGACGAGGAUGAACGCAAACUGUUGACACGAAAGGGUGUCUACCCGUGUGAAUAUAUGGGGUCGUACGACCAAUUCGAAGAAACGCGUCUACCACCCAAGGAUGCAUUCCACUCAACGCUAACGAACACGGGUAUCAGUGAUGAAGACUAUGCCUAUGCACAAACAGUAUGGACUGCGUUUGACUGUGAAGAUCUAGGAGACUAUCACGACCUCUACCUGGAGACUGAUGUGCUGCUGUUGGCUGACGUUUUCGAAAACUUCAGAAGAACUGCUCACGCAACCUAUGGAUUGGAUCCCGCUAAUUACCUCACCUUACCGGGAUUUGCCUGGGAUUCGCUGCUGAAAAUGACGAAGGUGUCCCUUCAUCUCAUUUCCGACAUUGACAUGUUCAACUUCAUUGAGCAUGGCAAAAGAGGUGGCAUAAGCAUGGUGUCCGCUAGACACGCCACCGCCAACAACAGAUAUCUAUCGGAAUACAAUCCAGACGAGCCGUCAAGCUUCAUCCAAUAUUUAGAUGCGAACAAUCUAUAUGGAUGGGCCAUGUCUCAACCCUUGCCCGUGUCGGACUUCUGCUUUGAAGCAGUGACGGAUGAUCUUCUGGAGACGGUACUCGAUCAUCCAAUGGACUCUUCGACGGGAUACAUGGUGGAGUGCGAUUUAAGGAUUCCAGAUGGUGUGCAUGACAUGAUGAAUGAUUAUCCGUUGGCUCCUGAGCAGAUGAAGGUGACACGAGAUAUGCUUUCUCCAUAUCAGACCCACAUGGCAGAGAAACUAAUGGUGAGCGGUUUGGAAGCGAAGAAACUGGUGCCAAAUCUACUACCGAAAGAGCACUAUGUUCUGCACUACAGAAACUUGCAGCAGUAUGUGUCCUUGGGUGUGGAGAUUACAGAUGUGCAUCGUGUGCUCUCCUUCACACAACACCCAUGGAUGAAGCCAUACAUCGACACUAAUACUGACCUGAGAAAGCUAUCAACUUCUGAUUUCGAGAAAGACUUCUAUAAGUUGAUGAACAAUGCUGUAUAUGGCAAGACCAUGGAAAACGUUCGAAACAGAGUAAACAUCAAGCUCAUUCGUGAACAGGAUGAAAAACCACGUCUCCAGAAAAGCAUCAACAAACCUUCGUACAUCCGCAGUGUAGCCUUUGAGAACGAUCUGAUAGCAAUCGAGUUUGCCAGGACAAAGGUGACUCUCAAUAAACCCAUUUAUGUGGGUACAGCCAUCCUCGAUCUGUCGAAGCACUUGAUGUAUUCCUUUUACUAUGAAGUUCUCCUACCCCGCUAUGGACAAAAUGUACGUUUGCUCUACACUGAUACUGAUAGUCUGAUCGUACAUAUUCAAACGGAUGAUCUGUACACCGAUAUGUCAAACAACAUAACAGCCUAUGACACAUCCAACUAUUCACCAUCCCACCACCUGUACAGCACGGUCAACAAGAAGGUGGUAGGGAAGUUCAAGGACGAACUAGGUGGCAAACCCAUCAAGGAGUUCAUUGGUUUGCGGAGCAAGAUGUACGCAUACCGCUGUGAAGACAACGACGACAAUGGCAAGCGUGCCAAAGGUGUGCAGAGAAGCGUGUUGAAAAACACCAUAACCGUCGAUGAUUAUCGAACAUGUCUCGUCGAGGAGUCUCAGCUGAAGAGAACAAUGAAUGUUCUUCGAAGUCGACGACAUUGCAUUCACGGAGAGGAGCUACGCAAGAUUGCCCUCAGUGGAUUCGACAGUAAGCGUUACAUUCUGGAGGAUGGUAUCAACACCCUGGCAUUCGGACACAAGGAUAUUCCAAAGCACUGAGGGAUUUCCACACAUACUAGAGCAUAUGUCAUAUCUUCUCAUGAAAUACAUUGUAAAUACUAUGCGAUUCAUAAUAUUCACGUUAAUCCAAAGCAUGAGCUACAUUGUACAUAUGAAAUGCUAAUACUUUUUGAGAUCAUUCACAUCCUUCUUUGUUAACCAGGUAUGGAAUUUUUCGUCUUGAUAA
Molecule: messenger RNA, 4574 nt
Organism: Sycon ciliatum
Lineage: Eukaryota; Metazoa; Porifera; Calcarea; Leucosolenida; Sycettidae
Exons: 6
Coding region: 1316-4387 (1023 amino acids)
Biological process (GO): DNA replication
Molecular function (GO): DNA-directed DNA polymerase activity; nucleotide binding; DNA binding
Source: RefSeq, a predicted model, not a curated record